This is a messenger RNA of Rotaria socialis, 1464 nucleotides long. Lineage: Eukaryota; Metazoa; Rotifera; Eurotatoria; Philodinida; Philodinidae. The record is from the annotation of a GenBank genome assembly.
AUGGAUAUUAUAUCAUCCCUCGCAUGGAUCAAACGUGGAGCGGCUAAGGGUACUCCGAUUAAAUUUAUGCCCGACCCAGAAGAACUCGAAAGUAUGAUAGACAAAAGCGGCGAUCAAGACCACGAAGAAACAACAAAAGAAGUUGAGAUGGACAUUGAAAAACGUCAGGAAAAAGACGAUCAAGAAGAUGAUGAAAAUGAUAUUUUUAUACCUGGCGUGGGCCCUAUUGCAAUGCAUGCAUCCAAUCGGGAUGAUCCAUUACUGGAAAUAAAAGAUGAUGGUGAAGAUUCCGAUGCUGAAGAUUAUUUUAUUCGACCAGAUGACAAUCUCAUUGUUGCUGCACACGUUGAAGAUGAUACUUCUAGUCUUGAAGUCUAUAUUUACAAUGAUAAAGAAGGUUAUCUCUAUGUACAUCAUGAUAUAUUGAUGUUACACAUGCCAUUAUGUUUAACAUGGUUAGACUAUGAUACUAAUAAUUCAAAUGCAGUGAAUUAUGUUGCCGUAGGAAGUAUGGAAGGUGCUAUUGAAAUAUUUGAUGUUGAUCUUGUCGAUCAAAUGGAACCAAUGCAUACCUUUGCAAAAAAGUCACAAAAGAAAAAAUCGAAAUCAUCUAAAAAUAGUUCCAAAAAGGCAAAUAAAUCUAGUGAAGGUCAUGAUGCUGCUGUACUUGAUUUAACAUGGAAUAAACUUGUACGACAAAUUUUUGCAUCAAGUUCGGCCGAUGCAACUAUUGCUUUAUGGGAUUUGAGUCAGAUGAAAAUGGCUUUACAUUUAGAAAAAUUACAUAAAAAACAGAUUCAAUCGAUAUGUUGGCAUCCGAGUGAAGCACAACAUUUACUUUCGGGUUCAUCGGAUCGAACUGUAUGUAUGGUUGAUUGUCGUGAUGGAAAUAAUAAAUCAAAUCAACAUCGAUGGACAUUCGAUUCAGAUAUUGAACGAGUUACUUGGAAUACAUUUGAUACAAAUCAAUUUCUAACAUCAACUGAAAAUGGAUAUGUUUAUGCUAUGGAUAUACGACAAACAACAAUACCUGUUUAUAAUUUUUCUGCUCAUACUGGUGCCGUUACAGGUUUAUGCUUGAAUUCAAGUAUACCUGGCCUUCUUGUCACAUCAUCGUUUGACGAAUGUGUUAAAGUAUGGGACGUUGAAAAUAAUACUGUAACGUUUAUUGCUGAACGACAGUUUCCAACGGGUCAGAUCAAUGCAUGUCUGGUUAAUCCGGAUUUUCCAUUUACGUAUGCUUUUGGUGGACAAUCACAAGGUUUACAGAUAUGGGAUUGUUCAGAAAAUUCAGAUGUUCGUACACGAUUUGGUACUCGUGCAAAAUUCGAAAUGGUCGAAGUCGCUGAGGAAACAGCAGCAGCAUCAAAACCAGUAGUUUCAUCUUUUCCAACAACGGCGCCGACUGUAACAUCAGCUGUGUUGAAAGCACAAAGAAAAAAAUCUUCUAAGAAAAAUAAAUAA